UGCCAUAGUGAAAAAUGUAUUUCCUUCCAUCUGUCCAUUUUAUAAUCGUAUCAUUCUGUAAAAGGUUGCAGGGAAGCUGGAGCCUAUCCCAGCAAACAAUGGGCAAGAAAGCAGUAUAUACCCUGGGAAGGACACCAGUCCAUUACAGGGCGCACACAGACUUCCACACAUCCACCACAGGGCCGGUUUUCCCAAAAGCCAAUUAACUUACCGAAUGUAUUAAUAAAAAUGCAAAGUAAGCAUCAUGGAACACAAAGAAGAUAUUGCUGUAGUAGGCAUUGGAUGCAAUUUCCCAGGAGGUGAGGGAAUAGACAACUUCUGGAAGGUUCUUCUGGAGGGAAGGAACUGUGCAGUGGAGAUCCCAAACGAGAGGUUCAGCAGCAAGUCCUGGUACGAUCCUGAUAACAGCAAGGCAGGAAAAUCACGGACUACUAAAGCAGCUCUCAUUGAUGGGUUCAACACAUUCGACCAUAAGCUCUUUGGCAUUACUGAGGCUGAGGCUGACCGCAUGGAUCCUCAGCAGAAACUGCUCCUGGAGUGCACCUACAGGGCCCUAGAGGAAGCUGGGAUACCAACAGAGAAAGCCAGCGGAACCAGAACAGGAGUUUACAUUGGUCUCAUGAACAGAGAUCAUGAAAUGAUUUUAAGCAACAGUCCCGCCACAAUAAACCACUACAAUGGCACGGGGACAGCAAUGAGCAUCGCCGCCAAUCGGAUUUCCUACACCUUCAACUUCACGGGGCCCUCGUUCGCCAUCGACAGCGCCUGCUCCUCUUCGCUCGUGGCUCUUCACUCUGCCUGCCAGGCCAUCAGACAAGGGGACUGCGAAAUGGCAAUUUGUGGAGGUGUCAGCUGCAUCAUCGAGCCACGAAUGUUUGUCGUCCUCAGCAAAGCAAACAUGAUUUCGCCUGAAGGCACCAGCAAGCCCUUCUCCAGCAAAGCAGAUGGCUAUGGAAGAGGGGAGGGCUGUGGGAUUGUCUUACUGAAGCCCCUGCAAAAGGCUAAGAGGGAUUUUGACCACGUGUGGGGCAUCGUAUGCAGCACUGCUGUAAAUCAAGAUGGCCGCUCUGUCACCCCAAUCACCAAACCAUCCAUGGCCCAACAGCAGGAGCUCCUUCGCACAAUUUACCCUGCACAGAUUGAUCCAUCACAUGUCCAGUACGUGGAGGCUCAUGGGACUGGAACCCCGGCAGGAGAUCCCACAGAAGCUGGCAGCAUCUCCAACGUCAUAGCCAAAGCCCGCCCCCCAGGAUCCCCAGCGCUUUGUGUCGGCUCUGUGAAAGGUAACAUUGGGCACACCGAGUCUGCAGCAGGGGUGGCAGGGCUCGUCAAGGUCCUGCUGAUGAUGCGCCAUGAAACCAUUGUCCCCUCCCUCUUCUAUUCUGAGGACAACGCAAGUAUCGAUGCCAAAGCCCUGAAUCUCAAAGUCCCUACCGCAGCAGAGAAGUGGGUAGAGACUGGGCCGCUGGGAAGGGCUGCAGGCAUCAAUAACUUUGGCUUUGGAGGCACCAACGCUCAUGCUGUCGUGAAGCAGUACAGACAACAGCAAGAUGUUAGGUCAAGAACUAACACUGCGCCCAAACUGUUUGUUCUGUCCGCAGCCACAGAAAGGUCUCUUAAAAUGAUAAUAGAAGACACUGUCCAAAAGAUCAGCAAUGACAAGACAGUUGACCUGCAAGCUCUAGCUUAUACAUCUGCAUGUAGAAGGACUCACUUGAGGCACAAAUACAGAAGAGCCUUUGUUGUAUCUUCUAUCAGUAAUUUAGUAGAGCAACUUAAAUCUGCAACAACCAAGAGCAUUGCUCAGUCAAAGUCCAUCCCGAGGUUGGUUUUUGUGUUUUGUGGCAAUGGAGUUACCUACCGAGGCAUGUGCAAGCAGCUAUUACAAGAGGAGUGCGUUUUCAGGGAGAAGGUGAAAGAGAUAGAUGAGAUUUUCCACAACUAUAAGAGCAUGAAUCUCCUGGAGAAACUAGACAGUGAUUAUGACAACGAUGAGUACUCCAAACCAGAUGUUGUCCAGCCACUUCUCUUUGCUGUCCAGGUUGCUAUUGCCAGCCUUUUCAAGCACUGGGGUGUCAAAGCAGACGCCAUGGUUGGGCACUCUGUGGGAGAGGUGGCUGCUGCACAUUGUUCUGGACUGCUGUCCCUGGAGGACGCAGUUAAGGUCAUUUACUUCCGCAGUACUCUUCAGGCCACAGCGACUGGCGGGAAAAUGCUUGUGGUCAGUAACAUAAGUGUGACAGAGAUCUUAAAACUCCUGCCCGCAUAUUCAGGGAAACUUUGUCUUGCUGCCUACAACAGUCCUAGAUCAUGCACCUUGUCAGGGGAUCCAGAUGCUAUAGAAAGUAUACAUCAGAAAUUGAAAACAUCAUUUAGCAGCAAGAAUUUAUUUCUUCAUGUUUUAGACGUUCCAGCUGCCUACCACAGCCACAUGAUGGAUCCAAUUUUAAGGCCAAUUGAAGAGAAUGUCGGCAUGUUGACACAGGAACCAAUGGAGGUAGAGCUGUUCUCAACUGUGACAGGAAAAAUGUGUUCUCCAGGUGAUUUUAUCACAGGCGAAUACUGGGCAAGAAACAUUCGAGAGCCAGUAGCUUUUGAGCAGGCAGUGAAAUCUGCUGCGAAAGACAAGAGGAAUGUAGUUUUUAUAGAAAUUGGUCCAAGAAGAGCACUGCAAAGGAAUAUCCUGGAGACACUAGGGAAUGAGGCCACGGUAUUCUCAUCCGUGCAGCCAGACAAAGACCAUGAGGCAAUGCUCACUGUCAUGUCAAAGCUUUUUGAGUUGGGCCUGCAAGUCAACUGGGACCGACUUUAUGAAGGACAUGAGACAAUACCAACACCAUUUCCAAGGUAUCAGUUUGACAGUCUGAAGAAAGAGGUGUACUUUGAGUUGGUAAGGAAAGGCAAUGAAACUGUGUCAGCUUCCAAUCACCCUGUGCUGAUGCAGACCAGCAAUGACGACAAAGAAUUCAGUUGCGACAUUUCAUCAGAUGCUGCAUCUUAUAUAUGUGAACAUAAAAAUAAUGGUGUUGUUAUAGUUCCUGGUGCCUUCUAUGUUGAAAUGGGAUUGGCAUCAUUCAAGGCCAGUGUGAGACCAAAAGUACCACUCAGGUCACUACAGCUCACCAUUCAUUUCCAGAGUCCUUUCAUUGUGAGCAAAAACUCACCUGAGAUGAAAGUACAGCUCGAACCAACACACAAUCUGACAAUGUUUAAAGUAAAGUCUGCAGUAGCCACUUAUGCUUCUGGAAGAAUUGAGUGUAGUGCAGAAAGGACUGUCGAAGAAAAGAAAAUCUUACUGGACUUUAUCUUCAAGAGAUGUCACUUGGUCAUCAAGUCUGAAGAUGUCUACAGAACUCUUGCUCAGAUAGGGUUUCAGUAUGGCUCGGUCUUUAGAAACCUUGGAGAUGUGCUCUAUGGGGAAGAGUUCAAGGAAGCUCUCACUAGAGUGAAGGUCCCAGAUGAAACUUUAAACCAGCUACAUGACUAUUGUAUACACCCAAUAGUGUUAGAUUAUUUCUUACAGAUGACCGCUGUUGUAGCAGCCAAAGGAUUUAAGACAAGACCUGGGUUUCCUUCAGCCAUAGGGAGCCUAACAGUUUUAGAGCCAUUGGAAGAAGAAAUGGUGAUGUAUUUAAGGACAACCAAAGCAAACUCUGACUAUCUUGAGGUGUGUGGUUGCUUCACAAACAAAAAAGGCUGUGUUUUAGUUGAACUUAAACAUGUGAGGAUGACUUUUUUAGGAAAUACAUCUUCAGUUUCUGAAAAAUACCUCUUUCACAACGAGUUAACGACAGUUGCAGAGGAUUUCAACUCUAGCAACAGGUCAGUGGCUCUGGUCUUUGCAGACCAGUUAGGAGUGGCCCAGGCCUUGCGACAGCACUUACAUCACAACUGUACCUACAUUCCCUUCCAAGACUCUAGGAAAUUUGCAGACCGUGAGCUUCCUGAAUUGAUUUCACAAUUACAUGUUCCAGGCAAGCAGUACAAAGAGGUUUUGUUUUUGUGGGGGAUACAGAACCUCAAUAAUCUGACAACAGAGGAGGUUCUUGAGUGCCUAGUUUGCUGUUGUGAAGUCUACUGCCAGAUUGUUAAAACCAUGAAAGAGAAAAAAUCCCCUAAUCUCAUCAGAGCUGUCACGUACAGAUCAACAGAGAACACAGUUGACCACAUUACCCCAGGGUUUGUGCUUUCCGGUAUGACAAGGUCUUGUGCAGCAGAAAUUCCAAGUCUCACAUUCCAGCUGAUCGAUAUUGGUUCUGUAAGUAGCGAGGACAUUACAGCACUGGCUCAGAUUAUUAAUUCACACACAGGCCACAGGUACCCAGAAAUUGUAAUAAGCAAAGGUCAGAUUUUCACAACUGAAAUUACACGUACAACAAUAAGAAAUAUAAGUCAAUAUCAAAGGAAGGCCUUGUCUUCAGAUCCAGAAUGUUUCACUCUGCAGACUGCUAAUCCGUACAAAAUGACAGGCCUGAGUGCCAGUCCCUCUACUGAUACGGAGAAACCUUCUAUGACACAAUGUGUAGAGGUUCAGAUGAAUACAAUGUGUGUUCACUCUUCAGAUUACUUUCCCGUCAGCCUCUCAGAUUUGGAAUUUGGCCAGACGAUAUACUGGAGUGAACACGCAUCUCAAAACCACAAACUCCUAGCACUCGACUUCAGUGGUAAAGUUACAGCUGUGGGUAGUGAUGUAAGCAAACUGAAAGUAGGAGAUCACAUUGUCUCCUGCUACCCUGUGGUUGCUUCCUCCAAAGUCACAAUUCCUGAAGCUGUGUGCUAUAAUACAAAGAAAUUCCCCUUUCUUGUGGAAGUGCCAUGUUUAUCCUACUUUAUACUGUCUUGGGAAAUCCUGCAUUGUGCAUUGCCCAGACUGAAACAGCAGAGGAAGCUGGGCAUUGUCUGCACUGCACCAGAGUCAAGCCUGCUCCAGGUUUUGGUGCUUGCAGCUAAUAAAUCAGGAUGGGUUACUGUAGCUGGAACACAGUUCAGUGGACUGUUACAGAACAUAAACAGGUGUGAUGCUUUCGUUUUCUUGCCUCCCUUUGAUGCAGAUUCAGUUGCAAAGGCAUGUAGUGUUUCUAGUGCCAAAGAUGUCAUUGUUGUCUGUGAUAAUCAGCUGUCACCCUCCAUCUCACAGAAAAUCUUUCCAAGUAAAAAUGAAAAUGUUCACAUUUUGCCCCUUCAGGUAUUUAAUAUUUUUCAAAAGGCCUAUCUCAAGAAACAAAAAAGGAAAAUCUUUAGCUGGAUAAAAUCGUUGAAUUUGGAAAAGAAAUCUUUACAUCUCAACCGUAUCACAUUGGGCAGCACUGACUUCCUACACCUUCAAGGCCCUGAAUCUUAUUUCUGUUGUAAAACUGUGCCUGUAAUUGUGCUGGCUUGGGCACCAAAGAAGAUCAUUUCUGAUAUUCCAGUGCUCGAGAUUGAAAAGCAGCUUUUCCAGCAAAACUCAGUUUAUAUGGUGACAGGGGGACUUUCAGGUUUGGGAUUUGAGACGGUGAAGUUUAUUGCAGAACGGGGAGGGGGGUGUAUCGUCAUUCUUUCCAGAAGUGCUCCUUCAGCAGAAAAGCGAGUAGAGAUCACUAGUCUACAAAAUCAAUUUGGAGUCUCUGUUAUUAGCUUGCAGUGUGAUGUUUCAGUUUCCGCACAUGUUAUGAAAGCCAUCACUGACAUUGGACAGAGGUUUCCUUCUUGUCCCAUCAGAGGGGUUUUCCACAGUGCAGUUGUCUUGCAUGAUGGAUUAAUUGACAUUCUGGAAAAAUCACACUUUGAAAAAGUUCUGAGACCUAAGGUUAAUGGUGUGCUAAACCUGCAUUAUGCAACAAGAAACUGUAAACUAGAUUACUUUGUAUGUUACUCUUCCAUUACAUCAUUCAUUGGAAAUUCUGCUCAAACAAAUUAUGCUGCUGCAAAUUCAUUUCUGGAUGUGUUUUGCCAUUACCGGAGAAACCUUGGACUUUCUGGACAAUCCAUUAAUUGGGGGGCCUUGAAUCUUGGUCUCCUACUGAACCAGGAACAUUUACAACAAUUUCUUGAGACAAAGGGAAUGAUGACCAUGGAAGUACCAGAGAUUCACGAGUGUCUUAAACACUGCUUGCUGCAAAACAAUGCUCAGCAGGUUGUGUGCAAGUUUAGCUUCAGGAACCUAAGCAAUCAUGUUCUUUCUCAAAAUGCCUCUUUAAGAAUGCGCUUACAGACUUUGGUGACAGAAGAACUGAACAACACUAAAGUAACAGAAUCACAGGCUGAAAAUACUCUCGUCUCUUCACCCGAUGAGUAUGUUAAGUCUCUGCUCUGUGAAGUAGGUAAUGUUGAUCUUGAUGAGAUGAGAAAUGACACAACUCUUUCUGCACUGGGUAUUGAUUCAAUGUUAGCAAUGACUCUGCAAAACCGCAUCUUUCAAGAAAGAAAAAUGAAUGUUCCACUUGUAAAACUUCUUGAUCCGAAUGCAACAGUUUCUUCUCUGGUGUUGGUUCUCCAGGAAAACAGAGAAACAGAUUUUCAGAAUGAGGGUAAGAAUAAUUCGUUAAGGAAAGACGAUAAAGAUGAAGAGGAUGAGUACACACAGUUUUAAACCUUUUUCACACAACACUACCUUUUAUAGCUGGUAUCCAACAUACCUGAUAUAGCACUAAAUACUGUAUUUUUACACGUAUUUUUUAGUAUAAUCUUUUUCAAAAAGGCAUAGAAUUUUAGACUAAAAAAAUGAAAAACAAAACGUAUUAAUUAAUCAUUAAUGCAGAAUGGUUCUUGUCCGCCAAGAAAAUUCAAUGUUUUAUUUGGAUGUGACCUUUGUUAGUCUGUUGGUCCUUCAGUGAAACUACAGGUAUAUCACAUAAGAGAAGAAUGAUUUUAAGAAUGGGAAAGGCAGAUGUUUUCACAGACAAUUAUUGGAACCAUGUUCAUGUUGCCAUGUUGCUGAUACUCUGGUACCCUUAGAUUAAAGUCUGAAUAAGAUCUGCAGAUCAGUUAGCUGCUAGCAACUAAAGGAGCUAAAUCAUUACCAAAACACCUCCUUUCCAAAAAGUAUCAUCAGUAAGGAUGCUAAAAGCACUUUAAAUAUAGGAGACGUCUCGUUUCUUGUACCACUUGGGUGAUAUUUGGUAGCCAUUACCAAAUGGUUGUAGCAGCCACUCUUUGCCUUAGAUCAGGAAAUUAGUUUACCCCUUGAAUUAAUAGAGCUCCUUAGACUGGCCAGAUUGUGAAAACCCAAAGUGCAAAUUACACAGGAGAACAGAAUGAACAACCUUAUUCCUAAAAAUGGAGCCAUGAGAUAGUCAUUGAUAAUAAGGGUAGGACCCCACUAUCGUCUCAUCUGGAAGACAGCAUUUCCUACAGCAUAGUGUUCCCUGUAUGUUUAUGAAGAGGGGAGAACUAAUCUAAAUUAGAAAGAAGACGAAUUUCUAAUAUUUCUCACCAUUUUUUUAAUCCUGCACCUUGUUUGUUUUAUCCAAACUAUCGGACAUUAUUGUACCCAUAUACGCCCAUGUUAUUUUUACUGCUUCUACAAAAUGUGAUGCAAUGGAGUAUAAUUUAAUUUGUAAAAUAUCUUUAUAUUCAGGUUUACGGUUAUAUUAUUUCGUAUUAAAUGUAAGUUAUCAGUCGUUAAACGAUUUAGGACAAUUUUUGUAAUAAUUAGCAAGAUUAUUACAUUUCACAGCAAUAAAUAAUUAGAAAAACAUUUCUUAAUUUUCUAUUCAAAGAUGAUAGUAAAUACAUUUUGUUGUGUUAGACUCAACAAAGAAAACCACACAUGGUUCUGAUGAAUCGAGUUUGGGUUUCUUUGUUGCACUUUUCAAUCACCUUUUCAACAAUAGGCUUCUAUUUCUAGAAAGAAACAGAAUUUCCACCGACUAAAUCAUACAUUUUCAUGAUUGAUCAGUAACAGUUUUUUGUCCUAUGAUGUGUUAACAAGGUCAGAAGGACAGGCAGCUCAGGUCAGCCUUGGGCAAUAAACAAAGACUUGAAGAGGAUGAAAACGUGUUCCCUUCAUGUCGUUAAAUCUGAGCGUAAGAUAAUGAAUUAUAUCUCCAAUCUCCAAUCAAGAGACUUUGGCAAGCCAGGAAUACGCAAAACAAUAAAACAAUUCUUAAAGGCUCAAAUGUUAAUUCAUAACAAACAUAGCUUCCUUCAGUUGGAAUUGUGUCACAAGAAAAAUAAAAUAUUCCUGACAGGUCGCAGGAUCAUUACUUUUAUAUUAAACAGUUCAGUUUUUUUAUGGAACUCCCUGCUCAUACAGUUGAAACUGUCUCUAUUGGUUUAAUGAGGAAAUCGACUGAUUCUUGCUUAUUAGCAACCAUAUAGCCAUAUAAUGGGGCUCUUUGUGCCAUUUUGAUGUUGUCAAUAUGAAGAAUGAUAAGCGAUGGAGAUUCUAGUAGAGAAUAAUCACGUUGUAAAAGGUGUCUGUAAUCUUCAUUUUGCCUGAACUGUAUAAUUAACAUGCAAGGACAAUUAAAUCAUCUUUCUCCAAUCUUAUGUUAAUCCACUAGAAAGCAGACUUUUUUUCCUAGGUACACCUGCUUUUCUCAUAUUUGGAAAUAUAUUAGUGUUUGACAAAUUUGCAUUGUAUAAAUUGAAAUGUAUAUUAUGCACUUUGUAAAAAGUUUUUAAUCACAGACCUUACCUGUAUAUCAUUGAAGUUUUUAAAUAUAUUAUAAAUCAGUGACGAAAAAAUUAUAUUAAGGAGCUGGUAGCCUGGCUGGAGAAACCGGAAACAUACUUUAAACUACACCCCUGCUAUAGUUUGUUUGUUACAACAUUAAAGUUGAACUGCAGUCCCAUUUUCACAGACCAGUCAUUAAUCUCGGUAACAAAAUAAAAUUCACGGUAAAGCAAAGUUUUAUAAAUUUCAAAUUAAGCACAAAAUCGUAUAUUUUGUGAAAGUACUGUAUAGCUGCCAAGUUGUUGAGUUUGUGCGAAUUGUAUAGUGAUGUGGCCCUUCCUGGUCACUAGUCACUGUAAUGACUAAUGUAAUGCUGUUUAUCAGCAAAACAAUCUUGAAGUUGUAAGCAAUAUUUCUAUUAAAUUGAAAGAGAUGUAUUCACAACCCUGCUGUUUACAAUGUAAUAGUGCAAUUUCAUGUAAUUGGGCGUUCUGCAAGUUUUUACAAGUUAGAUUUUAGAAGUUACUGUGUACAUUUUACUUUCAUUGGGGUUAGAAAUGCACUCAUUAAUGAUGAUUUUUUUAACCCUGAAAUUUAAAAAUGGCAUGAAUGGCUUCAUUCAUAAGAAGUACAAGAGCAGAAAAUCACUGGUUUGUUUAAAAUGACUGUGAAAUGAUACUGUUUGAUAAUUAAAAUCACUAAUACUGAGAUAAGUUUGACUUGUUCACUUGUUGAUUAAAGUUUCAAAAUAUUUUCUCCUCUAAUUGUAACUUCAAAUCCAUUCUUCUCAUUACCUGUAUUUGGCUACAGUGCGUUUGAGCUUUAUUUUUUCGCCAAGACAUUGCUCAAAAGAUCUGCAGUGCUGAAAAGUAUAAUAUAAUCAUUAAAUAACAACGCACUUGCAUGUUGUCUGAAACAUUAAACUACAAAAGUUAAAUACCUGAAGGCGGCACAUUGCUGCUUUGCAGUGCUGGGGCCCUGGGGGUCAAUUUCCUGGAUACAGUCUGCAUGGAGUUUGUAUGUUCUCCCCAUAUUGAUGUGAGUUUCUUCCCACUGCCCAUUCUGUCCAUACCAUUAUCCAUACCGGUAGGCUUCUGUAAAACUAGCCCCGAUGGGAAAGUGUGUGUGAGUGUGUUUGUGUCUGCCCUGAAAUGGAUGGGGACCAGGGUGAGCCCUGCUUGACUCUUGUUGUUUGCCGGGAUAGGUCCCCUGCACCCCUGAAUUGGAAGAAGCAGUUAGACAUGGCUGGGUGGAGGAACUGAAUGAUUUAUAAAAGUAUCUAAAACGAAGCCGGCGGCGGCGGCGCUGCUUAGUUUUUCCGGUAUUCUGUACAAUUGCCUGCAUUACUGCCAUCAAACAUGUCAGCGAUGAAAGCCAGGCUACUUCCGAUUUUACCACCCAGUCAAACCCUACAGGCACCUUGGUACUGAAAGUUAAUCUUCAUACACCAGCCUUAAGCUUUUCCUCACGUCGAUGCUGACAGGAAAAGCUGCCUCCUUUUGAAUUCACAUUCCCGUAAUAAAAAUGAAUGGCAUUCCUCAAUUUAUUUUUCCUUCUUCUCUGCUUUCUUUCACUUCGCCCCAUAGAACACCGACAUUCAUGAAAAUUC
Lepisosteus oculatus (spotted gar) is the source of this 10208-nucleotide messenger RNA. NCBI's taxonomy places the organism in Eukaryota, Metazoa, Chordata, Actinopteri, Semionotiformes, Lepisosteidae. The record is from RefSeq and is a predicted model, not a curated record.